Porites evermanni is the source of this 1057-nucleotide messenger RNA. Lineage: Eukaryota; Metazoa; Cnidaria; Anthozoa; Scleractinia; Poritidae. The record is from the annotation of a GenBank genome assembly.
AUGGUGAUGGAUCAAGCCCGCAAGGAGUUAAAGAGGCACGAGGACAAACAAUUUUCGGUGUUUGACGAUAUACCAAAAGAACUUUAUGAAAUAAGGAAAAGUCUGAUGAAAAAGUUCAAGGAAGCCAGAGGCAAAGGCUGUACAGUAUAUUUCAGCAAAGUGCAACCAGAUAAGUUAUUUGUUAAUGGUAAAUUUAUCCCUGCAAAUGCUCCAUUGACAGAUUUUGUUUAGGUACGAGCACCGCUCUUUACACAUUUCCAGAGAUAAAAAUGUACAUAUGUAAAUAUAAUACUCUCAUCGGAGCUUUUCUUUCACUCUGCUCUCAGAUAGUCAUGUAUUUGCAUAUAGUUUCCUCGUAAUCUGUUGUAGGCGCUAACUACAUUCACUUAAAACUUUAUUUCCGAAUCACUGUCUCUAAAGCUCAACUAGGCUUUUGCUGUCGUAUACAAAUAUGCAAUCUCAAACAACUUUACUUAGUUCCAUUCCAGAGCGCAGCAUUUGAGAUAGUUAUCUUGCUGCUCUCUUAAUUGUUUGUAUCAGUCUUAAGUGGUUGUACUCUAUUGUUUUUCUUUUCGUGGUUAUUUUCCUUUAAUUUUCUGUCAUUCAAAGCUAUCGCAGCAUGUCAAUGAAGAAUUUCUUUGAGUGUCAGAUUGCUGUAAAUGUGUUGAUAAAUUUUCCCACCAAAUUAGGUCCUACUUAUUGUGGCAAUAUGGGGCGUAAUAGCAAGUUCAAUCUUUUGUCGUUAAAUGUUCGUGGGAUUCGCACUUUUGAAAAGCGGAAAGCUGUUUUUAGUUGGCUUGUAAAUUCCGAUGCCGACAUAAUUUUCCUGCAAGAAACAUACAGCACUCGAGAUAUUGAAAAUAUCUGGAGAAAACAAUGGAAAGGUGAAAUGCUCUUCUCGCAUGGCAGCAAUCAUAGCAAAGGUGUUCUAGCACUAAGAAAGGAUAAUUUAGAUUUCAAAAUACAUUCUACCAAGGUAGAUUCUCAAGGUCGCUACAUUUUUCAGGAGGCUUAUAUUCAGGAUUCGCCAUAUUUUCUUUUAAAAAAUUACUCUCCA